AACGCACAACGGCCCAAGGCGUCGGUGAACGAAGAUGCAAUGUACUAUAGCAGCAUCAGUACCAGCAGAGUGGUGAAAAUAGACCGAAACAAGGGGACGUUGCAAAAGUGCCGAUUGUAGUUCUGGUGACUGUGCGACUAGUGAGCCGGAGCGCCAGGAUGGGGGAACAUAAGGAAUCUCUUCGUAAGAUAACGACCACGCUGACGUUAAAGAAUGAGGAGAUUACGAACUUCAUCUGCAGCCUCAAACAGAGUCUGGAGAACUUGGAGGCCAACUCAGACCGUGUCCAUGGAGACCUGGAGUCUGAGUUCACCUCCCUCAACGCCGUCUUGGACCAGCUGAAGGACGGGAUGCUGACCCGCAUCAAACAGGAGCGCGCCAGCCGCACCUACGAGCUGCAGAGUCAGCUGAGUGCCUGCUCUAAGGCCCUAGAGAGCUCGGAGGAGCUGCUGGAUCUAGCCAAUCAGACGCUGUGUUCCUCCCAGACGGAGGGCUUCAUGCAGGCGGCCAAAGACAUUAAGGAUAGCGUCACAAUGGCCCCCGCCUUCCGCCUUUCCCUGAAGGCUAAGGCCAGUGACAACAUGAGCCACAUGAUGGUUGACUUCAGCCAGGAGCGGGAGAUGCUGCGUGGAAUCUCCUUCCUGCCAGUGCCCGCCACCCCGGAGAUCCAGGUGUCGGAGUGCCAGGUGUGCGACAACACGGUGAGCGUCUUGUGGACGCUGCAGGAGCCAGACAGCAAGAUCGACCACUACACGCUGGAGCACCGGCGCACCAACCACGACGGGCCCCCCCGGCUGCGGGAGGAGUUCCCCUGGAUGGUGGUGGAGGGCAUCCGCCCGAUGGAGCACACGCUCACAGGGUUACGCUUCGACACGCGCUUCAUGACGUUCAGAGUGAAGGCGUGCAACAAGGCCGUGGCCGGGGAGUUCUCUGAACCCGUCACGCUGGAGACGCACGCCUUCCUGUUCAAACUGGACGCGGCGUCGGCCCACCAGAACCUGAAGGUGGAGGAGCUCAGCGUGGAGUGGGACAGCGUCGGGGGGAAGGUCCAGGAGAUCCGCAAGGACAAGAACCGCACCAACCAGUCGCCCAUGCACUCCCCGGCCAGGGUGUCCAUGAUGUCCCCCAAGAGGGUGCCCACCGUGAGGCCAGGUCGGGACCGCUUCACGGCCGAGUCCUACACGGUGUUGGCGGACACGGCGAUCGACGCCGGCCAGCAGUACUGGGAGGUGCGCUUCGACAAGGAGAGCAAGGCCUUCGCGGUGGGCGUGGCCCUGCGCAGCCUUGGCCGCUUCGACCAGCUGGGGAAGAGCGGAGCGUCCUGGUGCAUCCACCUCAACAACUGGCUGCAGCAGAGCCUCACGGCCAAGCACAACAACAAGGCUCGCACCCUGGACUGCGCCAUCCCUGACCGCAUAGGGGUGUACUGCAACUACGAGGAGGGGAUCCUGUCCUUCUACAACGCCAAACUCAAGCAGCUGAUGCACACCUUCAGGACCAAGUUCACACAGCCCAUCAUACCGGCCUUCAUGGUGUGGAACGGGACGUUCUCUGUGAAGACGGGACUGCAGGUGCCCAGCGUGGUGCAGAGCGGACAGAGGAAGAACAGCAACACCAGCAGCUCCAACGCCAGCCUCACCUAGGACGCCCCCACCCAUCACCACCCAUACACACAUCUUAUCAUCCAUCACCCACCCAUCCACCAUCCA
Messenger RNA from Gadus morhua (Atlantic cod), 1709 nucleotides. It is a transcript of the gene fsd1, whose product is annotated as fibronectin type III and SPRY domain containing 1. Gene Ontology annotation, biological process: regulation of cell division; regulation of mitotic spindle organization. Gene Ontology annotation, cellular component: microtubule. The record is from RefSeq and is a predicted model, not a curated record. The transcript has 13 exons. Gene Ontology annotation, molecular function: microtubule binding. The coding region runs from base 159 to 1643 and encodes 494 amino acids. Lineage: Eukaryota; Metazoa; Chordata; Actinopteri; Gadiformes; Gadidae.